UUCCCAGGAAUUUCUCUUUAUAUUUCGUUUGAAAUUUUCUUUCUUCUUUGUCCAGGGUGCUUCUACAGAACACUUCAGAACUCUUAAAUAAACCAAAAAAAGGUACCAUCAAGCCAUCUACUCCUUCAUAAAUGAUGUAUACUGCUAUAAUUAACUAUAUACAAACUGGCAUUGCAGUUUACCGUUACGUAGAUGCCCUGAGUAGAUGGAUACAGCACCGAAUUCCAAAUGUAAUACCUCACAGAGUACUUGCUUCACACUGAAGUUGGGGUGAGGAUGAAACAGCAGCUUCCAGGAACGUGGAAGCCAAAGCCCGAGGUUGAAGGGUUGGUAAUAAUGGAAGAGAAAAAGGAGAAAGGAGUGAGUCAGUUUGGGGCACGUAAGCAGGGACCUGUGUGGAAGAAGGACACAAUGAGAUACUAGGGUUAGGGAGAUGCUUUGGUUGGGCACCUUCCCUAACACCUGCUCCAGAGGAGAGCAGCCAGGUGAGGCUGUUUGGAGGUUUCACCUAUUCCCUCCCCUCAGACACCAGGAGGAGGAGGAAUCAGUUUGUAAUUGCAACCAGCUGGUCUCCCUUCCUGUGAGCAAUAAGUAGUCUCUCUGCACCACACCAUCCUUGUACACACCUAGCCAGGAAGGGGGAGAAGCAGCCCUCCUGGAAGUGGGUAGUGAAGGCUUCUAGAAGGAAGAGGGUGAAGCUGGGGAUGCCCAAGGAUAAGUGCAUGAUCCACCUGCAAAGCAAUAGGAACAGCAGCCCAGUUCCCAGAAUUCAGCCUGUAUGCCAAUGAGGGUACAUCAGAAAUAAGUGACCGAGCUGUUUUCCCUGAGAGAAAUAAAAUCCCAGAUCUGAUGAGUCACUCCAGUCAGAGGGUGAUGCACACAUGGCCUGGUCUCUAGUUUGGGAAGGUUCUGCAGUCUCGCUGUGAUGCCCUGCUACGUUACAGACAGUCCUUUCUUAUUUAUUAAACACAAAUCACAGUGCCACUUAGAAAAUACGGCCUUCUGUAAACAGUAGGAGAUACUUUACCGGUGAAACACAUUGUGCUCCCAUUCCCCAGCCGGUGCGGUGGCCCUCAGCUGUCAUUCCCAAAAACAGGUGGUGUAAGGCAACACCUCGGCGGCUGUAUCAAUCCGGCCCCUUGGCAGGAGGCCGUCCAGCCCCCCGCCCCCCCCCCCGGGAGAUGUUAAAGGCACUGAGUGCGCUCUGGGCUCCGUGGAGCUGCAGCAGGAGGGAGCCCAGGUGAUGGAGAUCUGUCGUGUGCUCCUCCUCGUCUUCUCCACAGCCGGGCUGGCCCUGUGCUACGAGCACGAGACACGCCUCGUCGAGGACCUGUUCAGGGACUACAACAAGGUCGUGCGGCCUGUCGAGGACCAUCGGGAUGCCGUUGUCGUCACGGUUGGGCUGCAGCUCAUUCAGCUUAUUAACGUGGAUGAAGUAAAUCAGAUUGUAACAACCAACGUACGUCUGAAGCAGCAAUGGACAGACGUCAACCUGAAGUGGAAUCCAGAAGACUAUGGCGGCGUGAAACAGAUCCGCAUCCCAUCAGAUGACAUCUGGCGCCCGGACCUUGUCCUUUACAACAAUGCAGACGGUGAUUUUGCCAUUGUUAAAUACACCAAAGUCCUUCUGGAACACACAGGAAAGAUCACUUGGACGCCACCUGCCAUUUUUAAAAGUUACUGUGAAAUUAUUGUCACGCACUUCCCAUUUGACCAGCAGAACUGCAGCAUGAAGCUGGGAACUUGGACGUAUGAUGGUACGGUGGUGGUUAUUAACCCGGAGAGUGAUCGUCCUGACCUGAGCAACUUCAUGGAGAGCGGCGAGUGGGUGAUGAAGGACUACCGGGGCUGGAAGCACUGGGUUUACUACGCUUGCUGCCCCGACACGCCCUACCUGGACAUCACGUACCACUUCCUCAUGCAGCGCCUGCCUCUCUACUUCAUCGUCAAUGUCAUCAUUCCCUGCCUGCUUUUCUCAUUUUUAACUGGGUUGGUUUUUUAUCUGCCCACGGAUUCAGGUGAGAAAAUGACUCUCAGCAUCUCUGUCUUGCUGUCUCUGACUGUGUUCCUUCUGGUCAUUGUGGAGCUGAUUCCCUCCACCUCCAGCGCAGUGCCUCUGAUAGGCAAAUACAUGCUGUUUACCAUGGUGUUUGUCAUCGCUUCAAUCAUCAUUACGGUCAUCGUCAUCAACACCCACCACCGCUCCCCCAGCACUCACACCAUGCCGCACUGGGUCAGGAAGAUCUUUAUUGACACAAUCCCAAACAUCAUGUUUUUCUCUACAAUGAAACGACCAUCCAGGAAUAAACCAGACAAAAGGAUUUUUGCAGAAGAUAUUGAUAUUUCUGAAAUAUCUGGGAAGCCAGGUCCUAUGCCUGUCAACUUCUACUCCCCACUUACCAAAAAUCCAGAUGUGAAAAAUGCUAUAGAGGGAAUCAAAUACAUUGCGGAAACGAUGAAAUCGGACCAAGAAUCCAGUAAUGCUGCAGAAGAGUGGAAGUUUGUUGCGAUGGUGAUCGAUCAUCUUCUCCUUGGUAUAUUUAUGCUAGUUUGUAUUAUUGGAACACUAGCUGUAUUUGCUGGUCGCCUGAUUGAAUUAAAUCAGCAAGGAUGAACAUCAGAUGGAAACUAUUUGCUGCCCUGAAACUCCUGGUCCAGCAAAGAGGAGGGAAUGUUCCUUGUUGUGGGAAGGAUCCACAGCCAGUUGACUCUCGCACGUAUUUAUUGCUAUCCAGGCCCACGAUAAAGGACUUGCAGAGGAGGAUUUUUCACCCUCUUCUAUCGCUGAGCCCUGCUCUGUGGCCACCCAAAUAAGCUGCAGACAGAGAGCAAUCACACCUUGGUAUCCACUCUCCAUUUUGAGUGAUGAGUAAUUGUGGGGGCAGCUUCAAAUUAUGAGUGUUUAGUAUGACAUCUUAAACACAAUUGUCUGUCCCCUGCUCUGCUGAAAUAUAUCAUGAGCAUCAAAGUCAGAUACACCAUCACAAAGAAUAUUCUUAUGGAAAGCGUGAAUACUGGUUCUACUCCAUGUGACAAAACGAUAGAACCUCCACCCCUCAAAUCUCCUGAAUUAACCAAGCUUUCUUCAAAUGUUGAGCAGCAGCUCACUCUAGUGACAAAACCGAGUAGUGCUGUUUUUGUCCAAAGACAUUUGAUAUUGUAGGGUUGUUUUUUUCAGUAAAUGUUCAACCCAGGCAACAAGCUUAUGUUUGUCUCAAUAACACAGUGUGGAAGUUCCAGCAGUGCUGUCUAUUCUUCUCAAAAAUAAAUAAGCAGAGGUGGGGCAAAGAAUACAAGUUACUCAUCUUUCCGAGCUGGUUGCCCAAGCCAGUAAGACUAGUUUGCUAACAUCUGUAAAUAAUUUGCUGUGAGGUUAAUAAAAUAACUUGCAUUAUGUUAAUGUUC
Cygnus olor (mute swan) is the source of this 3405-nucleotide messenger RNA. It is a transcript of the gene CHRNA1, whose product is annotated as cholinergic receptor nicotinic alpha 1 subunit. The transcript has 11 exons. Gene Ontology annotation, cellular component: synapse; neuron projection; postsynaptic membrane. Gene Ontology annotation, biological process: nervous system process; chemical synaptic transmission; monoatomic ion transmembrane transport. The record is from RefSeq and is a predicted model, not a curated record. The coding region runs from base 1244 to 2614 and encodes 456 amino acids. Gene Ontology annotation, molecular function: transmembrane signaling receptor activity; acetylcholine-gated monoatomic cation-selective channel activity. Lineage: Eukaryota; Metazoa; Chordata; Aves; Anseriformes; Anatidae.